CCCAGUAAGCGGACGCGGGGAGCGGUGUGUCUUUUUAGCGGGGCUGCGAAUGACUGACUGCGGGGGCAAACGACAGCGGCUGUACGGAGACAUGUCAGACAACCAGAGUGGGAGCUCCUCGGGCUCCGAAGAGGACUUAAAGCCGGAACCGGGACACGACGUCGGCAUCGACGAAUUCAGCGGAGUUCUCAAUAAGUGGACAAACUAUAUCCAUGGCUGGCAGGACCGUUGGGUGGUGCUGAAGAACAACACACUGAGCUACUACAGGUCUCAGGAUGAGAGAGAGUAUGGUUGUCGGGGGUCGCUCUGCCUCAGUAAAGCUGUUGUAAUUCCCCAUGAGUUUGACGAGUGCCGCCUUGACGUCAGCGUAAACGACAGUGUGUGGUACCUGAGAGCCCAGGACCCGGAGCGCAGACACCAGUGGAUCGACUCCAUCGAGCUUAACAAGAGUCUCAGCGAGGGGAAGAGAGAGAAGGGGGGAAUCCAGGAAUCUGCCGUCAUCCGUCCACUGCUGCCUGAGUCCGGAUACGGCUCAGAGUCCAGCCUGCGGAGACAUGGUUCCAUGCUAUCUCUCGCCUCAGCCACCAGUGGCUACUCUGCUACUUCCACCUCCUCCUUCAAGAAGGGUCGCAGCCUAAAAGAGAAGCUGGCAGAGAUGGAGACCUUCAGAGACAUACUGUGUCGGCAGGUGGACACGCUUCAGAAAUACUUUGACAGCUGUGCGGACGCCGUAUCCAAGGACGAGCUGCAGAGAGACAAAAUGUUUCAGUCCUUAAGUCAUAAAGGCGUCAGCAGCAUAGAUUUCAAAGGCGAGGCCAUCACAUUCAAGGCUACCACAGCUGGAAUCUUAGCUACUCUCUCCCACUGUAUUGAUCUCAUGGUGAAGACAGAGGAUAGCUGGCAAAAGAGACUCGAUAAGGAGAUGGAGAUGAGGCAGCUGAUGGAGAAGAGCUAUAACUUAGCCCUCAGUGAGAUAAAGAAGAAGUCUCAUUUUGGAGGUCCAGAUUAUGAGGAAGGUCCAAACAGCCUCAUCAAUGAAGACGAGUUUUUCGAUGCGGUUGAAGCUGCUCUUGACAGGCAAGACAAGAUAGAGGAACAGACCGAGAAGACCAGAAUACAGAGGUCCAGCCCGGUUUCCUCAGGAGACAUCUACUCGGCUGCUGGGACACACAGAUUCUCUGAGAAGGUGGAGGAAAUGGUACGGAGUCACAUGACCUAUUCCCUGCAAGAUGUGGGAGGGGAUGCCAACUGGCAGUUGGUGGUUGAGGAGGGAGACAUGAAGGUGUACCGGAGGGAGGUGGAGGAGAACGGCAUUGUGCUGGACCCGCUGAAGGCCACCCACUUGGUGAAGGGUGUGACCGGUCACGAGAUCUGCCUCUACUUUUGGGACACGAAGUACCGCAGCGACUGGGAGACAACCAUUGAGAACUUCAGCGUUGUGGAGACGCUGUCGGACAGUGCAGUCAUUGUCUAUCAGACGCAUAAGCGAGUGUGGCCUGCAUCUCAGAGGGAUGUGCUGUUCCUGUCGGCCAUGAGGAAGGUCCGGGCUGAUGAUGAGAAUGACCCAGACACGUGGCUGGUCUGCAACUUCUCCGUGGACCACAACGAUGCCGAACCAACCACCAAGUGUGUUCGUGCCAAAAUCAACAUCGCUCUGAUCUGUCAGACCCUAGUCAGCCCACCAGAGGGAGACAAAGAGCUCAGCAGAGACAAUAUCCUGUGUAAAAUCACCUAUGUUGCCAAUGUGAAUCCAGGAGGCUGGGCUCCUGCCUCGGUGCUGAGAGCGGUGGCUAAGAGGGAAUACCCCAAAUUCCUGAAGCGCUUCAGCUCCUUUGUCCAGGAGAAAACGGCUGGGAAGCCCAUACUCUUCUAAGACACACAGUGCACAUCACCAGUUCUGAGACAGAGGAACAGAACCCCAGCUCCAACUUGCAGUCCUGCUACAAGGCCAUAAAUGAAGGCCUUGUGGAUAAAUAAUCUGCUGUCCUUCACACACCGACCACAAACUGUUGACAGUCAUUCAGUUGCAGUGACCAGAAAGGUUUCCCCUCACGUGUCUUUAAUCCAGCUUUUACAGUGUUCAACUUUUGAUGCGCCGACCUGCAAGAAGCUCCAUCAAAUUUCAAAGUUGCGGUAGGGCCAGUAGGGGGCCCUCUAUCAUGUGGCGCUGGUUAGGGUUGUCCCCUAUGACCAGUUUGAAAGCUGUUGAAGUUUGUUUUUUGUUUGUUUUUUUUUCUGUAAAAGAAAUUCACCAAUAAUAACCCGAGGGAAGAUGCCCAGUAGUAU
Molecule: messenger RNA, 2286 nt
Organism: Lampris incognitus (smalleye Pacific opah)
Lineage: Eukaryota; Metazoa; Chordata; Actinopteri; Lampriformes; Lampridae
Product: ceramide transfer protein-like
Exons: 18
Coding region: 50-1873 (607 amino acids)
Biological process (GO): ER to Golgi ceramide transport
Cellular component (GO): Golgi apparatus
Molecular function (GO): phosphatidylinositol-4-phosphate binding
Source: RefSeq, a predicted model, not a curated record